Chondrus crispus (carragheen) is the source of this 366-nucleotide messenger RNA. RefSeq lists its product as hypothetical. The coding region runs from base 1 to 366 and encodes 121 amino acids. The transcript has a single exon. NCBI's taxonomy places the organism in Eukaryota, Rhodophyta, Florideophyceae, Gigartinales, Gigartinaceae. The record is from RefSeq and is a predicted model, not a curated record.
AUGGAACUGUCUUUCUCUCGGGAGGUAGUCUUCCUCCUACUGAUCCAAAUCGCGCCCUCUCGUUAUCUCGUUCGUGCCUGUCUACUUUCCGCCGUCUGGACUGUGCUGUGGCCACACCAUAAUAUUCAUCAAUAUGGUAUAACGUCUUUCUGGCGUCCCAUUUUCCUCUCCAUCUUCUGCGUCCGGACCUUAACCAACCCCCUUCUUGUAAGCCCCUACAGCCUUCCUCCUCCCAAACGUCUCCCUCCCCCUUGGCCCCGCACCUUUCAACAUGAUCCAUGUCCAAAUUCUCCUUCUCCCUCUCUUUCUCUUAAUUAUCUCUUUCUCCUCGGCCCAGCCGCUGAUCUCCCCGAACGUCGACUAUGA